Messenger RNA from Linum trigynum, 2606 nucleotides. The record is from the annotation of a GenBank genome assembly. Lineage: Eukaryota; Viridiplantae; Streptophyta; Magnoliopsida; Malpighiales; Linaceae.
CGGCAACUAAAAACCCUUUUCUUCCAAGUGAGAGCUGCUAUUCCUCGGCUUCAUUCUCCUGACUACCUCUUCACCAGCUCGUCGCCUCCGCCGCUGUCUACCGUCUGCUCGUAAUCCACUUGGUCACGUCCUGAACUCCCCAAUCCCUUCUCCUGCUGCGACCUUUCAUCCCAGUCGCCGCUCCACCGUCGUCGCACGACUGGUCCUCGGCACUGCUUCCUAGUCUCUGCUGCAAAGGAUUUUUCGUCUAUUCGCUGGUGAGUGGCGAGUCUGCUUCUUUUUUAUCAGUUAUACAUGAUUGGAUAAUGAGUAGAAUUCUAUAGGGUCUUCAAGGCGUUUCUGUUUAGAGCAAUGUCGAGUUUUCGACGAUUGGGUAAUGUGGUUGUUACAAUGGUUCUCUUAGUGAAUCACCAUCUGAAAUGCUUUAACUUGUUUAAAACAUGUGGGGACUAGUUUCAAUCGAGCUUGGACUUGUUUAUGCUUUCAGUGGUCUUGUUUGGCAAUAGAGAAGGAAAUGAAAACCAGUAUUGUUUAGGUAGUUUUCCUUCCGUAACAAUGAAGAGCUUUGUUGCUUUGUAAAGGGCUAUCAUAUACCUUGUUCUGAACGGACGCAUUUCCAUAUCUUCGUAGUGUUAUUUGAACUGAUCCAAAAAAAAAAAAAAAAAAAAAUUCUGCACCAAUAAUAUGUCUAAUGCCCGAAUAGCCAGGUUUGGUUAGCUGCCGUGCUUAGACAGAGAAUAUAGAUUAGAUUUAUAUGAGCUUCUAAGUAUUCAGCUGCUCUCAGGUAUGGCUUGCAAUCUUGACAUUUAUGAUUUCAGAUACUAGAACUUGCUCUUUGAAAACAUACCAAGUGACCAGUUUGUGUUUUCCAUGCAUCAUACUAUCAUGCAUUCUAUGGCUAAGAAGAUCUCAUGUAAACUCAUAAGUCAUAAUGGUAUGUAGUUUGAGUAAACCUAGUAACAUUCUUGGGCAGGAAUUUACUCCUGGGUCUCAGCGAUAUAUUUCAAAUUCUCGUCCUGUGGUAGCUCUUUGAAAAUAAAGUAUUCCUAAGGAGUAUUUUUGGAAAACCCCAGAUGAAAGUUGCUUUCUUACUACUGUUAUCAGACUUAACAGUGGAUGUUAAGAUGAUAGUUAGCGCUCUAUCUUCUCCCUGCUUUGAAAGGCUACACUAGCUGCAACCUUGUCCGUGAGAGAGUUAACUUAAACAUUCCCCCUCUUUGCUUAACUGAAUAAGAUGCCCUGUCUUGUAAUCGAGUUUCUUGAAUUCCUUGAUGAGGAGCUUCUGCAUGCUAGAAAAUGUCGAACUGCCAAAAGAUUGAGGCAUUCACUGGCACAAUGAUGCUAUUUUCUGGCAAAUCCGGCAUUUAAUUUCUUUCUUUGAAAACUUCUGCCAUGGUCCACGUGAUUUAUCUUGAAAAUAUUUCAACUCUGAAUUCACAUGCUACCAUCUUUCUGAUGUUUGUUUGUUGAUUCCUUUUUUUUUUCCAGUUGAAAUGGGUUGGAAGGCAGCUGAAAAGCUCAUCCGACACUGGAAAGUACUAAGAGGAGAUAAUGUCAUGAUUAUUAGGGGCAAGGAUAAGGGUGAGUCUGGUGUGAUUAAACGCGUCAUCCGCUCUCAAAAUCGUGUUAUUGUCGAGGGAAAGAAUCUGGUUAAAAAGCACAUAAAAGGAGGUGAAGGUCAUGAGGGAGGAAUCUUUACAGUCGAAGCUCCACUCCAUGCCUCCAAUGUCCAAGUUGUCGACCCAGUCACAGGGAGGCCCUGCAAGGUCGGAAUCAAGUACCUGGAAGAUGGUACCAAGGUAAGAGUUUCAAGAGCAUCCGGAUCCAUAAUUCCACGCCCUGAGAUUUUGAAGAUAAGGACGACACCGAGACCUACUGAAGCUGGCCCGAAGGAUACUCCGAUGGAUGUGGUGCUGGAGAAGACAUACGACUCUAAGACUGGGAAAGGCAUGCCUGAUCUUUGAAACAACCCCAACUGCACCCACCUUCAAAAUCUUAGGUUCUGUCUGACUGUCAAAUAAUUGUCUUCGACAAUCGACGGGAACGUUUUACAGAAGGUUGUGUUCAAUAUUUACUAGAAAGACUCGUUGCCUCAAUUUGAGAUGAUGCCCUUAGUUUUAGAAAAUGUCCUUUUGUAUGUUAUUUACGAAAGUGCUACCGAGCUCGAAUGGAAACAAUGGAGAGGACACUUCAGUAAUCUUCCUAUUUUAAUUUGCAGGGUGACCAACCAUUGACAAAUAUUACUUAACAUUGAUAGAUUGCCUUCAACAUCACAACAUGUACUAGAUGUUAGAUCCAUUUGGUGACAUUUUUUGUGUGCGACUGAGCAACAGAACACUAGUGCACUGCAUGCCACAUAAUCACGACUGAACUUCUAGCCAUCAGGAUCUGCAUUUUGUCGACCCACACAUAAACAGACAUGCAGGAAGAUGAGGAUGAGCAUCGCCUAGCAAAGCCAGAGACAGACUUCUUCCGGGCGGGCAUUGUUAAUUCUUUGCCGGACUGGAUAAGCUCUGCUCAGCUAGUUUACCAACAUUGCUACUUCUUCUUGACAAGUAAUGGGUUCAGACGCAGCAAGCUGCUUAGAAUAAACAUAGUCACCGGAG